AGAGGCGACAGAAUAAACAGAGAGUCACUCCUCCUCUAUACCUUCCUAGGAAAAAAAUCAAUGCCUUUCUUCCUCGCCAGUUUAACUCCAUCUUAUAUUCUUAUGGAGUUGACUAUCAUUAUAAAAGGGGAUGUCAUAGGUGACAUCUCUUUUCUUUCAGUCUUGUUCACUAUUUUUUCAUCUCUGAAAUCUCUUUCUUUCAGUCUCUCCUAGUUUUCCAUCGAAUAAUGGCCGAGGCUUUGCUUUCUGCGGUGCUGGGGCAGCUGCUUUCCAUCACUACUGAGUUUACAGAACAAGAGCUGAGACAGGUGAAGAAUGUUGAAAAACGUGUCUCAAAUCUCAAAGAAAAGCUUAAGGACAUAAAACUUGUGCUGGAGGAUGCCGAAAGCAAACAACUGGAUAAUCCCAGUGUUAGACGUUGGUUGGGUAAGCUCAAAGAUGUCUCUUAUGCCAUCAACGACGUUUUGGACGACUGGAGCCAAGAAAUUCGCAAAUCCCAAAUUCCAAACCAUGUUGAAGAGGAAGAAGGUGAUCAUCAUCAAAAAGCUGAUCCUGUUUCAAACAAGAUGAUGAUGAUGAAGAAGAAGGUAUGUUUUCCAUCACUCUCUUGUUGCUUUUGUCUCAACCAACUUAAACAAGUUUGUGUUCACCGCAAAAUUGCUCACAGAAGCAAAGAGCUUAAUGAAACAUUAGAUGAGAUUGCCAAAGAGAAAGAUGCUUACUCUUUGGAAAAAACAAAUAAUGCUUCCCCAAAAGAGAGAAGAGAGACUACCUCAUUUGUUAAUGUGUCUGAUGUCGAUGGUCGGGAUGAGGAUAAGGAGAAGGUAAUAAAUAAGUUGUUAAGCGAUGAGAGCAGCGAUAAAGUUCCUGUUAUCAUCCCUAUUGUAGGGAUGGGGGGACUAGGGAAAACCACUCUUGCCCAACUCGUAUUCAAUCAUGAAAAGAUCGAAGCACACUUCAAUGAGAGAAUUUGGGUGUGUGUUUCUGACCCUUUUGAUGAGGUUAGAAUUGUCAGAGCAAUUCUUGAAUCUCUCAAACACGGUCAUCGUGAUUUAGAUACACUGCAAGCUUUAUCAGAUCGUAUUCGUGAAUCUAUUGAGGGGAAAAAAUUCCUUCUUGUCUUGGAUGAUGUAUGGAGUGAUGACCGCAAAAUAUGGGAAAAGUUAAUACAACCGCUUAGAUGUGGUGCUGUAGGAAGCAGAGUUUUGGUAACAACAAGAAAAACUGAAGUUGCUCAUAUGAUGGGAGUAACCUCGUCCCAAAUCAUUUACCUGGCUCAGCUGUCUGAAGACCACUGCUGGAAAAUAAUUAAGCGACUUGCGUUCGAGGGAAAAAAUGGUGAAGAGUUAAAACAACAAUUAGAGGAAGUUGGGAAGAAAAUUGCAAAAAAGUGCAAAGGCUUGCCUCUUGUAGCAAAGACCUUAGGAGGUUUGCUGUUUUCAAAGGAGACUUUGAGGGCGUGGGAGGAUGUUCUAUCUAGUAAACUCUGGGAAUUGCAAGAUGAACAAAGCAAAACUUUUGCUCCAUUCUUCCUGAGUUAUAAUGACUUGUCCCCUCGACAAAAGCGUUGUUUCUCAUAUUGUUCUGUAUUUCCUAAAGAUUUUGAGAUUGACAGAAGUAACUUGAUUGAAAUGUGGAUGUCACAGGGCUAUUUAAAUGGUAGUCGUCAAGAUAUGGAGAAAGAAGGUGAAAAAUGCUUUGAAAUUCUAACCAUGCGGUCUUUCUUUCAAGAUUUUGACAGAGAUGUUGAUGGAAACAUUUAUUCAUGCAAAAUGCACGACAUAUUGCAUGACUUUUCCCAAUUUUUGACGAAAAAUGAGUGCUCUGCCAUGAAAGUUGAUAUGGAAGAUAUAGAGCCUCUUAACGUUGAAAAAGUACGCCACUUCACAUUGCAAACACCUAAACAGGGCCGUGCCAAAUUUCCUACUUCAACAUUUCAUCAAAAUAAUUUGCAUACCCUGUUCCUAAUUUGUUCAGAUUAUGGUUUAGAUGAUGAUGAUGAUGAUGAUGUUGAUGAUUAUGAUAUGCUGGUCUUUCUUCGAAUAUGCUGUAAUCAAAAACAUCUUCGAACACUAUAUUUGGAGAACUUCACAAUUACAAAGGUUCCACGGCAACUUGGCCAGUUGAUACAUUUGAGAUACCUCAAUUUAUCUGAUAGCUACGGUUUGGAAGAAUUGCCUGAUGAAGUAUGUGAUUUAUGCAAUUUACAGACUUUAAGAAUUCGAGACUGUCAGCAUCUUCAAAGACUACCAAAAGGGAUGGGGAAACUAGUGAAUUUGAGACACCUUUACUGUUUUGGUUGUCGUAAUUUGAAGGGGUUGCCAAAAGGUAUAGGUAGACUAACUGAACUCCGGAUACUCGACAAUAUGAUUAUACCGGAGAACAAUGAAGCAUAUUUGAGCCUAGGAGAUUUGAAAAAGUUGAAUCACCUUCAAUCUCAUCAAACAGAUUUUGGGAUAUAUAAUUGUCAUAAUUUGAUAAGUAUGGGUGAGAAUAAGGAAAGAGUGCUGAUGAAUUGGAAAUAUCUUGCUGUUCUACGUCUAAGUUUUAAAAGGUGGGAUAGAGAAAUUUGUGAAGAUGAAUUUGGGAUACUUGAAAGCUUACAACCACAUCAAGGCUUGAAAAGGUUAUCGAUCUUCUUCUAUAGGGGUACCAAUUUAUGUCCCGAAUGGAUGGUGUCCUUGGUUCAUUUGAAGAUUCUAUCGUUUUAUAGUUGCCCGUACGUUGAGACAUUGCCUCCUUUGGGAAGCCUACCUUCACUUGAAGAGCUUUGUGUUUAUGAAUGCGAUAAAGUGAGAAAGAUAGGUGUUGAGUUUCUGGGAAAUAUUAAGCAUAAUAAUAAUAAUAAUAAUAAUAAUGUAUCAUUCCCAAAACUGAAACUCCUUGACUUUUUGGGGAUGGAAAACUGGGAAGAAUGGGAAGGCAAUAUUGAAACAACAGAGCAUACAGAUGAUGCAGCUGGUGGAGCAUUUAUUAUGCCGCGUCUCGAUUCCUUAGAAAUAAACUAUUGUCCCAUGCUUAAAUCACUACCAGAGUAUCUGAAACUGAUUCCAUUGAAAAAGUUGUCAAUCGCGGGCUUCGACAUGCUACUGCAAUCUCUGGCACAAUCAGAAAAGGAGUGGCUCAAGAUUUCUCACAUCCCAAACAUCGUAAUUAAUGGGAUCUUUGCGAUCAGGAGAGAUGGCAAAUGGAAUUACGAUGAAUUAGCAAGAUUCGGUGUUCCCAGAGCAUUUGUGCACGAUGGAAAUGACGAAGAUCCAUUUUGAUGGUAAUUUCAGAUCGUCCACCACCUGAACUGAAGAGGGAUAAUGUUGAUCAUUUCAAUGCGACUCAACAUUAUUGUUCAUGGUAUCUCAUAUUUAUUGAGAGGGUAACAAAGUAGUUGAUGCUCUUUCCAAGUUUGUUGCGUCUGCUCCAUCAAAUAACCGGUGGUUUCAACUUCCUAGUUUUUGUGCAUCCUUUUACCGUGAUAAUUUAUUGGGUGGUCAUUCUCAUAGGUUGUGACAUUAGUUGGAUCUGGUACUCUUUUUUCCUGUUGGGGUUUUUUCCCAUUGUGGUUUUUCCCAUUAGGGUUUUAACGAGGCCAGUCCAAAGGGCCAAUCUUCUAGAUUGAUGUAAUUUUUUGUUUUUUCGAAUUGUUUUCAUUUUCGCUUUGUAAUUUGUCACCUUUUCAUUUUUAAUAAUAUAGACUUGGUUUGUGUGUUGGUGUUGGGGGGUGCCAACAUGGUUGGGAUGCCCCUGCAUCUUCACGUUUCCUAGUUGUCUUUCUUUGUAUUUGUAGAUUUGACUUGAUUGUAAAACCAGUGAAAAUAUAUCUCAAAGUCCUUGAAAUCUUUUCGUAUUAUUAAUAUUA
Molecule: messenger RNA, 3853 nt
Organism: Ziziphus jujuba (common jujube)
Lineage: Eukaryota; Viridiplantae; Streptophyta; Magnoliopsida; Rosales; Rhamnaceae
Product: disease resistance protein RGA2
Exons: 3
Coding region: 228-3266 (1012 amino acids)
Biological process (GO): defense response to other organism
Molecular function (GO): ADP binding
Source: RefSeq, a predicted model, not a curated record